UUGGAUGUAAACCUUUUAAACAAACAUAUUAUAAACAAACGUAUUUUAUUAUUAAGCCAUAAAACAUCUUAGAAGCAAAUAAAGUGAAGAGACAAUGGAGAAUAUUCAAAACCUUCCCAUCGACAUUCAGACCAGCAAGCUUCUGGACUGGCUGCUGGAUCGACGACACUGUAAUCUGAAAUGGCAGAGUGCAGUAAAAGGGAUCAGAGAGAAGAUCAAUGCUGCCAUCCAGGACAUGCCAGAGAACGAGGAGAUCAAGCAGCUUCUCUCCGGCUCCUACAUUCACUACUUUCACUGCUUGAGGAUAGUGGAGAUACUGAAGGGAACAGAAGCUUCCUCUAAGAACAUUUUCGGCAGAUAUUCAUCUCAGAGGAUGAAGGACUGGCAGGAGAUUGUGUCCCUUUAUGAGACAGAUAAUGUCUAUUUGGCGGAGGUGGCCAGCUUGCUGAGUCGCAAUGUGAGCUACGAAGGCCCGGCUCUGAGGAAGCAGCUGGCCAAAGCCCAGCAGCUGCAGCAGGAGCUGAGCAGGCGGGAAGUGGAGUGCCAGAGCUCAGCCGCAGACCUGAGGGAACGAUACUAUGCUGCCUGCAAAAAGUAUGGCAUCACAGGAGAAAAUGUGGCUCGUGAGCUUCAGGCUCUGGUGAAAGACCUGCCAGCAGUUCUUGAGGAAGUUGGGAAGGACUCAGCAAAAUUAGAGGAGCAAAUCCGACUUUAUGCUGCUUUCACAAACUUUGUAUGUGAGUGGUCUGAUCCAGUCUUGCCCAUGCUGACAUUGGCCCAGAAGAGAGGGAACACAACGUUUUAUGAGUGGAGAACAGGGAAAGUCCCCGCAGUUGUUGACAGGCCAGUCGUGGACGAUGCACCUCCUGAUACAGUCACAGAGGACACGAUCGACUGGGGCAACUUUGGCAAAGGAACAGACAGUGUGGGUGUUAAUGCUGGCAUCACAGUUGAGGAUGGUAUAGACUGGGGUAUCAGUCUGGAGCCAACCUCUGAGGAUGCUGGUGCAGGAGGUAUCGACUGGGGUGACAGUGACGCUGCUCCCAUAGAAAUCGAAGUUGUAGAUGUGGGCACAGACUGUCCUGAAGGCGUGGCAAGGGGCGAGGACGCUUUGACUCUACUGGAGAACUCUCAGUCACGCGGCCAGUUCAUUGAUGAGUUAAUGGAGCUGGAAGUUUUCCUAACCCAGCGCAUCAGUGAGAUGGGAGAUGAGGGAGAUGUGGUUUCCAUGAGCCAGUUCCAGCUGGCCCCUUCCGUCAUCCAAGGCCAGACCCGAGAGCAGACCCGGGAGAUGCUGUCUGAGGUGCAGGACCUUCUGGGCCGGCUCACCUCUCUCCGGAUGCAGCACCUGUUUAUGAUCCAGGCCUCACCACGGUAUGUUGAGCGUGUGUCGGAGGUGCUGAGGCAGAAGCUGAAGCAGGCAGAUAUCCUGGUGCUGAAAGGUGCCACAAUGGCAGAGAAAAGGCAGGAAGCCCUGGAGGAGCAGUCCAGACUGGAGCCUCGUGUCGACCUGCUGGCAGGAUGCACCCGGGAACUCCAGAAACUGAUCGAAGCAGACAUUUCGAAGCGAUACCACAGCAGGCCUGUCAACCUGAUGGGGGUUAAUAUAUAGUGAGCUUCACAGACACUCACAAAAAAUAUUUUGUCAUGAUCUACAAGGAGAAAUAAAAGGAGUAUUUAAUUAUAAGUCUUUUGUGUUCUUUACAUUUUCUGGAUUUAAAUUUAAACAUUUGAUGUUUUACAGAUCAUUUAAGUUUUUUUAACAGAACUGUUUUGACAAAUUAAUAAAUGGCUGACGUUGCUGGCCAAAUAUCA
This is a messenger RNA of Seriola dumerili (greater amberjack), 1815 nucleotides long. It is a transcript of the gene cdk5rap3, whose product is annotated as CDK5 regulatory subunit associated protein 3. Gene Ontology annotation, biological process: regulation of mitotic cell cycle; regulation of cyclin-dependent protein serine/threonine kinase activity. NCBI's taxonomy places the organism in Eukaryota, Metazoa, Chordata, Actinopteri, Carangiformes, Carangidae. Gene Ontology annotation, cellular component: endomembrane system. The record is from RefSeq and is a predicted model, not a curated record. The transcript has 14 exons. The coding region runs from base 95 to 1612 and encodes 505 amino acids.